AUGCAUCAGUUUAUUAUCUGCGCUUAUGAUGUGAACGCUAGCGAGGUUGUUGACGACUCGUCGUGUGCUUUGCAAGCACACGAACAAGAUUGUUUUUCAAUUGCUAUUGCUGAUGAGCGCUGGCUAGCAUCUGGUGGGGAGGAUGAUGUCGCAUAUUUAUGGGAUUAUCAAGUUUCUGAUUCGGACCCAGUUUUGAAGAUCGAUCACCAAGAUUCUGUGACAAAUGUUGUUUUUAACAACGCUCAAACUCUUUUGGCAACCGGCGACAUGGCAGGGCAUAUCUUCGUUACUCAGCUUAGCAAUUUGGAGACUCGAGCUAAG
This is a messenger RNA of Strongylus vulgaris, 321 nucleotides long. NCBI's taxonomy places the organism in Eukaryota, Metazoa, Nematoda, Chromadorea, Rhabditida, Strongylidae. The record is from the annotation of a GenBank genome assembly.